Mycena indigotica is the source of this 2553-nucleotide messenger RNA. RefSeq names its product Polyphosphoinositide phosphatase. Gene Ontology annotation, biological process: phosphatidylinositol dephosphorylation. The transcript is spliced from 13 exons. Lineage: Eukaryota; Fungi; Basidiomycota; Agaricomycetes; Agaricales; Mycenaceae. Gene Ontology annotation, molecular function: phosphatidylinositol-3,5-bisphosphate 5-phosphatase activity. Bases 1 to 2553 code for a protein of 850 amino acids. The record is from RefSeq and is a predicted model, not a curated record. Gene Ontology annotation, cellular component: intracellular membrane-bounded organelle.
AUGGAGACAGAGGCAGACGACGUGGCUUCAGCCAGAGAGCCAGCGCCAUCUCUCAGCUCCAGGACCAGUGCUUCAGUUCCUCUCAAUAACAAGUCCAAGCAUUCAUUACUGCCAUCUUCACGUAAAGCACCGCCAGCUUUCAACAAGUUUGUUCUCUACGAAAACCGCGUCCGGUUCUUCAUCGUCGCGUCCAAUACUACAGAUUCACGGCAUAGAAUUCUCAAGGUCGACAGGACUUCGCAGGAUGAGCUUAACGUGGUGGAGGAUGACGCAGAAUACAGCGGCAAACAAAUGACCGCGAUGCUCAAGAUGCUCGACGACGGAAACAAGAGCUCAGGAGGGUUAGGCAAGGCGAGAGUGUUUUUCGGUAUCGCAGGCUUUGUGCAAUUCACGGCGGGGUGGUACAUGAUCCUCAUAACCAAGCGUUCAUAUGUCGCCCUUCUGGGUGGCCACUAUCUCUACCAUUGCGAGAAUACCGAAAUGAUCCCCGUUUGUUUCAACCACAAAGUUGACAAGCCAGCGGAAGAGCAGCGUCUAAUGAACAUCUUCAAGCAGGUCGAUAUGUCCAAGAAUUUCUAUUUCAGUUAUACCUACGACAUCACCUCAACUCUACAGCAUAAUCUCACCGGGUCAAGCCGCUCUGUUCAAGGGAGUUGGCCAUUCAACGACCGGUUUGCAUGGAAUUUCCAUAUGAUGACCGCGCCAUUUGGCAACGACGAGCACCCCUAUUUGAAGCCAUACUGGAUAUUGCCUAUGGUGCACGGACACGUAGAUCAAGCAAAGUUGACGGUCCUUGGACGGGUCAUCUACGUCACCCUCAUAGCUCGAAGGUCUCGCCAUUUUGCCGGAGCCCGGUAUUUGAAACGUGGUGUCAACGACGAGGGCAACGUCGCAAAUGAAGUUGAGACAGAACAGAUCGUAUCGGAGGCGCUGACUACGCCUUUUUACUACCCAUGUCGACGAGAUGGUUCUGAAACCCGCCAACCGAGUCCAAAUUAUACCAGCUAUGUCCACUAUAGAGGCAGUAUUCCUGUAUAUUGGACUCAAGAGACCAAUAGCAUGAGUCCCCGUCCGCCGAUUGAGAUCAGUGUUGUCGAUCCUUUCUACAGUGCUGCAGCACGCCAUUUUGACAAUCUUUUCAAGCGAUAUGGAGCACCUAUCAUGAUCCUGAACCUAAUCAAGAAACGAGAGCCUGUUCCACGAGAAUCGAAAUUACUGGACGAAUAUACGCUCUGCGUCGAAUAUUUGAAUCAAUUUUUGCCUGCAGACAAGCGCAUGAAAUACCGAGCAUGGGACAUGUCUAGAGCGUAUAAGGAGAAGACCCAAGAUGUUAUCAGCAUCCUGGAGGAUAUGGCAGAGGAGUCCAUUCAAUUCACGAGCUUCUUCCAUUCUGGACCCGAGCCGUACUCGCAUUAUCUUCAAAACCAGACAGACAACAAUAACGAACCAUGGCGGAACACUAUCUCGCUCCAGAAUGGCAUUUGUCGCACGAACUGCGUCGACUGCUUGGACCGUACCAAUGCGGCGCAGUUCGUUUUUGGGAAGCGCGCUCUUGGACAUCAACUGUACGCGUUGGGAGUCGUAGAGCACCCAAAUCUAGCAUUUGACUCCGAUGCGGUCAACAUGUUAACCGAAAUGUACCAUGACCAUGGCGAUACCAUUGCUUUGCAAUAUACUGGAAGUGCUCUUGUGAACCGUGUCGAGACCUACCGACGAAUGCCGCAUUGGAACAGUCAUUCUCGAGAUAUCAUUGAGAAUAUCAGGCGGUUCUAUACCAACUCACUACUCGAUGCUGACAAGCAAACCGCCAUCAAUCUCUUCCUUGGGGUCCAAGAUGAGCGACCCAUAACGCAACCCCAAGUACGGAGUGGAUAUCAGAGGUGGUUCAACGAAGAGCACCUUCAACCGCCGUAUGCCUUGGACGACUGUGAUCGUGGGCUGCGGGACUUUAUCCGGAACAAGAGUGAUUUCUGGGUCGAGUACUAUCGACCAUUGUUGUUCACCUCGCUCGGAAAACACUUUGCCUACUCUAUGAACAGCACGCUCAAGCUUCCGGGAAAAACCGCAAAGGACAUGAAUCACAGUCCCUUUGAGCCGCAGAGCAUUGUGUCGCGCAGUCAGCCUAGUGUUGUUCAAGGUGUCCGACGCUGGAUCGGAGCCAACCCCGUAACAAGCUCGAAGAAGAGCACCAAGCAAACUAGUGACCGUGUUGAAUCGAGCAAGCCGGCUGCGGAACCAGAGGGAGAUCGGCUGUCGACAGAAGCCAUGGCGCGCCAGAAGCUGAAUCCUGUCGUUUCGGAGGAAGAAGAAGCAGAGUAUCAAGGAUAUAUUGACCAAUACCAGGAAUUACUGGACGCGACAACCGCUGAACGAAAGGAUUUAGAGCUUUAUUCUUACUCUGUCCGCACCGGACUAGGCGACACCCCAGACUGGCCAGCAGAAACACCCAAAGAGUUCAUCUCGUAUGUCAGCCAGAAUUCGUCGCAGUACCUCGACGGGAGGCAGGAUGUUCAGCCGUCGUUCAACUAUGAGCGAUGGCUGGGGGCUUAUUGA